GAAGUUAAAAGCCUCCAAUUCUCAAGAGUCAAAACUAGCAUGUCAGAACCCAAGACCUACUUUAUCCUCCGUAAUACAGACGUGAGUAUCGCUCAGACUUAAACAGUUCCUUUUCCACCCAUGGGUUUGAACUUUGGAUGAGAGACAGUAUACACGUCCAAAUCCAAACCAGCCCCUUGCAGUCAUUCAGUGGGCAUACCUCUCGCACAUCACCUCACCACCACCACCUCAACCACAUAAACCACCUACAUUUCAAAGCUAACCAUUUGCCCACAUGCACCGGGCCGUGUCAUCGUUCCAGUACGCCCCCGACACGCUGAUAUGCCUAGGCCAACUAAUCACCUCACCACGCCAACCCUACCGGCGACUAGCCCCACCACUCCUCCCACUACCCUCAGAGCCCAUCAUCUCGCCGGUGACAACCUGGUCAUUCACUUCCUCAGAAACCAACGGCGGCUCGGCCUCAGUCUUUGCGCACUUUUUGCAGCUCUUCACCGCAUCCGUGUCGGGCCACGCGGCGCGCGAGCUGGCGCAGUCGUGGUCGGCGGCGCGCCUCGAGACACGUUUCCUCGAGCUUGGUCCGGCCGGCGAUAGUGAGAAUGACUAUGUGCGGCGCAGCGUUUCGGAGGUGGAGUCUGUGUGUGAGUGGUUGAAGGUGAAUCGGAGAUUGGGGAAGACGAUAUAUAUGGUCACGGGGGUCAAGGUGGCCAUGCAGCCUGGGGAAGCGAAGAGUGGUGUGUCGAGGACCGCUUGAGGAAGGUCCAUGUCAGCUGGCGUGGGAAGGUUAGGCUGGGGGAUGAUGUGGUUAAGGCGGACUUGUAUGGCGAUGAAGAUUUUGGCGGGCAUGACGGGCACGAUGGUGAUGAUGAUGAUGACGGUGACGAUGAGGAGGAAGAGAUUGACGAGGUUGAGAUGGAGGAUGAGGACUUUGGUGCUCGUUUGCCCGAGUGGGACCUAAAGACGGAGGGCAUUGAUGAAGCUGAUGGCGAGGACUGUCUGGUUGUCAUUCCGGCCGAGGAAGAAUGAUGUUGAUUUGCUUGUCUAGUAGGUAGGUACCGAGGUGGUUACCCUGAUAGAAGCCGUCCUCUCAGGAAGAGUGGCUACUAACUUACCGCCCUACUAUCGCUCUUUAUAUGGAGAUGAUGUUUUACGCACCAGGUCAAUUGGCUUUCGCAACACAUAACUUCUCUUUGCUACCCC
This is a messenger RNA of Canariomyces notabilis, 1200 nucleotides long. RefSeq lists its product as uncharacterized. The coding region runs from base 275 to 754 and encodes 159 amino acids. The record is from RefSeq and is a predicted model, not a curated record. NCBI's taxonomy places the organism in Eukaryota, Fungi, Ascomycota, Sordariomycetes, Sordariales, Chaetomiaceae. The transcript is spliced from 2 exons.